This is a messenger RNA of Aureobasidium vineae, 1083 nucleotides long. The record is from the annotation of a GenBank genome assembly. Lineage: Eukaryota; Fungi; Ascomycota; Dothideomycetes; Dothideales; Saccotheciaceae.
AUGCAGGGUUUCAAUAUGGGACGCUACGUCCCUCCGGAGCUCGAGGGCACCAUGUCAGCCAAUAAAGUCGCCGGCAAACAUGCUCUGGGCAAAAGGGCCAACAAAAUCAAAGAAGGCAUCCUGACCGUACGCUUCGAGAUGCCCUACGCAGUAUGGUGUAACCACUGUCCCAAACCGACAAUCAUAGGCCAAGGUGUGCGAUUCAACGCCGAGAAGAAAAAGGUCGGCAACUACUUUAGCACGCCCAUCUGGUCCUUUCGCAUGAAACACACCGCUUGUGGAGGCUGGAUCGAAAUACACACGGAUCCUAAGAACACGGCGUAUGUGGUCAAAGAAGGCGGCAAGGCCAGAGAUACAGGAGAAGAUCGUGUAAGAGAGGGAGAGGAGGGUGUGCCCAUUCUCUCUGCCGAAGAAAGGGAGCGCAGGAGGCAAGACGCCUUUGCUGUUCUCGAGGACAAGAAGCAGGACAAAGUACAAGAGAAGGAGCAAGGCAAACGCAUUAUUGAGCUACAAGAAGUGCGAGAUCAGCACUGGGACGAUCCGUAUGAGGCCAACAAACGUCUGAGGAGAACGUUCAGAGCAGAGCGCAAGACCAGAGAAAAGGAGCAUGACUAUUCGGAGAAGCUCAGAGAGAGAAUGGGACUGGACGUCGAACUAAUGCCAGAGAACGACGAAGACAGGAAACAUGCUACUUUGAUCGAUUUCGGCGGCCUUGUGGAUGAAGACAUCGACGUCAACACAAUGCGAGUUGCUUCACGGCCGUUGUUCCAACAGGACACGAAAAUUGAGGCAACUCCAGUCAAAGCCAAAACCUUACACAAGAACAAAGCGGCUGCAGAAGUUGAGCGCAGGAAGAAAGCGCUGCAGCGGGAAGUCCGCGAAAACUCGCGUGCAGCAGCAGAUCCAUUCUUGUCUUUUGGUAAUGCAGAUAAUCGCGCUUUCAAAGCUAUUGUUGGCAUCAAGAAGAAGACGCAAAGCGAUGCCCCAGAACAGAAGAACGAUUCGGACGAGAACGAGAUAGAGAGCAUGGAGAGGUCGCGACCAACACCAGCACUUUCCCUGGUCGCUUAUGACUCCGAUUGA